AUGUCCGACACCGAAAUGGAAGACGCCACCAUCCUAAACCGGUUAGACCGGUUACUUAAUUCGGUAGAUCGCGUAGAAGCGAGAUUGGCAAUACACGGACAAGAUAUUACUGCUUUACAUGAAAGAAUUAACGAAGUGGCUGCAACAACAACUACCGAGAUCCAAAGCCUCCAACGUGAUGUAAGAAAAGAACGUAGACAACUCGAAGGCCAUGUGAGAGAAGCAAAUGAAUUCUUACAGCACGAACAAGGUGUUGAAGAAGGAAUGCGUCAAGUACAACAACAACAACACAUAAACGAGCAACUCCAGCAACAACUACACAUACACGGGAAACAAGAACAACAACAACAAGAACAAGAGCAACACCAACAACAAGGACAACAAGUUCAUGGACUCCUUCAAGCUCAGCAACAACGAAUUGAAGAACAGCAACGCCAUCAACAAAUUCAGCAAGAGCGAGUUCUUGACGCCAUUAACAACUUGAACCAGAUGAACCAGAAUCCCCAAAUCCAAGUUGCGCAAAACCCUGCCCUUCAAAAUCCUGCCACAACAAACAUAAGAACGGAACCAAUCGUAGACGAACGUUUAGUGGUGAGACCGGAGAAGCAAGCGGCAUAUAAUGAAGCAAUUAAAACAAUUAAAAGGUACAUGCCACUUUUCCACACGACCGACCCAGGUCUUGUAGUAGACAGAAGAUGCGCAGGGAGAUUUGCUGGGACAUUAUCAGGAACAAACGAGAGAAAUAUUACUUGGAGGCAAAUCACAUGGAAUGAUUGUGCUUUAAUCAUUAUUAAUAGUAGUAGCUUGGCAGAAGAAGAAGCGGCUAGACAUUUUGAUUACUUAACCUACCUUCCUCAACCAGGUCAAAAAGUUUUGGAUUAUAUCAAUGGGUACAGAAAUAGCAAUACCAAAGAUUUUUUUGAUAAGGUGAGUGAAUGCAUUCAUUCCGAAGUGUUCCCACAGAACGGUUUGCACAAUUACAAUGUGGAAGGAGAAGCCAAUGCCAUGGGAACUACGCCAGGACACCUACAGUAUCCAAUUGAGUCAUUAACAGAAGAGGCGGAUGGAGAGGAUAUAACUGAAAAGCACGAGGGUUAUGCAGUAUAA
Messenger RNA from Hemisphaericaspora subhashii, 1107 nucleotides. RefSeq lists its product as uncharacterized. The transcript has 4 exons. NCBI's taxonomy places the organism in Eukaryota, Fungi, Ascomycota, Pichiomycetes, Serinales, Debaryomycetaceae. Bases 1 to 1107 code for a protein of 368 amino acids. The record is from RefSeq and is a predicted model, not a curated record.